This is a messenger RNA of Cataglyphis hispanica, 2487 nucleotides long. RefSeq lists its product as uncharacterized. The record is from RefSeq and is a predicted model, not a curated record. The coding region runs from base 509 to 1048 and encodes 179 amino acids. NCBI's taxonomy places the organism in Eukaryota, Metazoa, Arthropoda, Insecta, Hymenoptera, Formicidae. The transcript is spliced from 4 exons.
CGCAAUUGUGUGUCUGUAUGCGUGCACGUGGCUGUGUGGUGAUCGAGUCACUGUAAUGGCACGAGCAUCGGUUCAGUGUGAAAAAGCGUUCAUAGAGGAAGUAUAUGGAGAUUAUUUUCUGAUAUACAUGGAGGAGGACGCAAGAGUAUUAAAAAAUCGUCGAGGCAGAUGACGUGGCCGGCGAUACUGUAUCCGACCGACUGUAAUCGGCCGUCGACCAGUCGUUCUCUAUGCGUUUCUAUGCGAGAAAGGUGGAUAAAGAUUCCACGGCGAGGAUCAUACCGUGCGUGUAUCGCGAAAUAAGUCAACGUUACAAUGCGUUACACGGCGCGUGCGAAUGGUGUAAUAUUGUGAUAGAUGUAUCAUACAAGUAUCAUGAUCGUGUGCUAUUGUAUUUGGUAGCAGAAUAUACACAUAUAUAUGUAUGGAGUAUCGACAAGAUUUAAUCAUUGUUGGAAUAAAUUAAUCACAAAAAUAUCUUGGUGAUAAUUUAAGUAAUUAUUUUUUAAUGAGGACAACAACUAAUAUUAUGAAUAAAAUGCGCAAUUUCAAGCCAAGUCUACAGAUUACGAUAUUAUAUAUCAGUAUUUUAUCAUAUAUUUCACGAGCACAAGCAGAAGGCAUUUCAUGUUUCAAAUGUCUCAUGACACCAACAAGACCAGAAGAUACAAAUCUGCUUUGUGCCCAUUUCGAUGGGAGUGCCAAAUUUCAGACAUUUUGUCCAACUUCAACACUUUGUAUGAAGAAAACUGUUCAAUAUAAAUCUAAAACAUCUGUAGUAACCACUGUUCAGAGAGACUGCACACCACAGAAAUAUAUUUCUUAUGUUUACAGUGAUGUUGAUAAGCAGUGGCAUAAAAAAGAAGAGAUCAUAACAACUGCUUAUGAUGAAGGUUGCUUUAUAGGUGAACAUAGGGGAGCACCGACUGGUCCACCCGAAUAUUGUUUUUGUAGUUUUCAUUUGUGCAAUUCAUCUCCUUCAUUAAUAGGAAUGUUUAACAAAAUAUGUGGAACAAUCUUAGCACUGCUGAUUAUAAAAUUGAUGUAAAAUUUUUCAAUUGAUGGCACACAAUGUGUUACUUAAAAGAAUGUAUUUAAUGCAUAAGAGAGAGAGAAUGAUACACAAUCUUCUCUGAUAAUUUUGAGAAUGCAAAUAGAUCUUUUGCAACAAAUUGCAAAUAUUGUACAAUAUAAUACAAAAAUAUUGAUGUCUAAUAUGAAUUGCUAUAAAUAGCUAAUUUAUUUAAAAAAAACGUUAAAUAAUUUCUAUUUAAUGUUAAAAUCUCUAUAUUUCUAUUUAUGAAUUAGAAUAACAUUAGAAUUAUUGAAUAAAAUAAUCGAUAUUAUACAGAAAGAUAAAGAAGAAUCUCUUGCUAGUCAAUUUUGAAUUAUCUUGUGUUAUAAAUAAUAAUUCUAAAUUAAAUUUUCAAUUUACAUCAAUUAUCUUUUAAUAAAUUAUCUAAAACAUUUCUAUUUAUAAAAUAUGUUACAAUGCAUAUAAAUAUACAAAUCUAUUUUUAUGCCAAGCUCUUUUAUAUAUAAAUUUUAUAUCUGCAAUUAUUAAUGAAAUUAGAGUUUGUUAUAGUUAUUAUAUAUGUAUCUUUGAAGACCAAAAGAUACACUAAUUAUGCCUUGUUACAGGUAAUCCCAUAAAACUUUUUGAAGUUCUUGUUCCCUCACUAUAGUCACAUUAAAUUAUGACAUUAGAAACAAGGAAUCAUAUAAAUUAUUUUUUAAUGAGAUAUCAAAAUUAAUGAAUUUUCUCAUAUAUAUUAUCAUUUUGAUAAUAGACAGUUAUGACACCUGGCCAAAAUUUAUUAACUAUUUAUUUUUUAAUACACAAAUAAAUAAAAAUUGUCUUGAAUAUAUUUUAUCAAUCUAUAUUACCGAGUAUAUAUAAUAAUAUGAAAAAUCUAAAUUUAUUUCAAAAUGUAUUGUCCAAUAAAAAAAUUUAUAUGAUUUAUUGUUUUUGAUAUCAUGGUUCAAUAUAAUAUCAAUGAGAGAUCAAGAGUCUUAAUCUAUAUGGGAUGAUUGAUAUCAGGAUCAAAUUCGGAAUUCUCUAGAUAAUAGCUCUAAUAUGGAGCUAAUCAUUACUUCAAUUAAUGCUCAGAAUUUCUAAUGAUCAAACUGUUCGAAUUACUAAUAACUAUAUUCUCAAGCAUUAUCAAAAGAUAAUAAAUUUAUAAUAUUGAAAAAAAAAAAACAAAAACUAUUUAUAUUUUUAAUGUUUAUAACCAAAAAAUGUACUUUGUGCAUACCAGUACUUAAUAUUCAAACUUGAGCUGUGAAUAUGUAAAUUAAUAUCAUAUUAGGAUAUUUAAAAUAUAUCUCCUAACAGAUCAUAAUGUCCCUAUAUGUUAACAGCAAAGUAUUUUUAUAUCAUUUUAAAUAUAUAAAUAUAUAUCAUAUGAAAUAUAUAAAUUGUCAUAUGUAUCACAAUAGAUUUAAAUUUAAUUAUUUCAAUAAAAUUUAAUACAUAUUACAUUA